AGAGGGCGCACAUGAAAUAUUUUUCAAGGAAUAAGAAAUCCGUUCAAAGGUCAAUUUAGAUUGUUUCCGGUGGUCACACGGAGGCGAUAAGAGGGUAAAAUGUUGUUACGAAGGGUGUUACACAUUGGACAGUUGACAAUAAAGCACAGCAGAUCCAUCCAACACAGUUCUGUAUGGAGGAGCCCUCUUAUACCCAUAGUUGUGGAGCAGACUGGUAGAGGAGAACGAGCAUACGACAUUUAUUCUCGACUCUUGAAGGAGAGAAUCAUUUGUGUGAUGGGACCUAUUGAUGACUCCAUAGCCAGUCUGGUUAUCGCUCAGCUGCUCAUUUCUGCAGUCAGAAAGCACAACAAACCCAUCCACAUGUACAUCAACAGCCCUGGCGGCGUGGUGACAGCAGGCCUGGCCAUUUACGACACCAUGCAGUACAUCCUCAAUCCUAUUUCCACCUGGUGUGUUGGGCAGGCAGCCAGUAUGGGCAGCCUACUGUUGGCAGCAGGGUCAGUGGGCAUGAGGCAUUCACUGCCCAACGCCCGCAUCAUGGUGCACCAGCCAUCAGGAGGUGCCAGGGGUCAAGCCACAGACAUUGCCAUCCAGGCGGAGGAGAUCCUGAAGCUGAAGAAACAAAUCAACAACAUCUACGCCAAACACACCGGCCAGCUGCUGGAAACCAUUGAGGCCGUAAUGGAACGGGAUCGCUACAUGAGCCCCAUGGAGGCGCAGGAUUUUGGUAUCAUCGACCGGGUUCUUGUCCACCCCCCUCGCGCUGGUCAGGAUGAGCCAGAGCUGGUUCAGAAGGAGUCAGCGUCUUCAACCAGUCCUCCUCCAGCACCUGAGUCUUCGAUCCCAGAGCAGACCUCACCUGGGACCAUUCCCACCUCCUCAUACAAACCUGGGCCAUGAACCUUCAGAACUGUUAGGGGUCUGCAAGCAGAUCUUAGGAUUUGAUGCCUGAGAAGGGCACGAAGCCUCUGUGGUGUAUUUUAGUUAUUUCUCUUUGUUACCUUCUGGCACCAACAUUAAAUUUACACAUGUGCAGGCACUGCGGCAUAUUUAUGCAAGCGAUCAAAACAAGGAGUGCUUUUAUUUAACAAGAAAACCAAGUUAUUUAUUAAAAAAGCAAGUAACAUGGUUAACCUGUGACUCUUGUUACAUUGGAGGUAGAUCUGAACUAGCUUGGUUCCUGAACUGUUCCUUUGAAAACUAAAUGCUAAAAAUCUA
Molecule: messenger RNA, 1221 nt
Organism: Thalassophryne amazonica
Lineage: Eukaryota; Metazoa; Chordata; Actinopteri; Batrachoidiformes; Batrachoididae
Gene: clpp
Product: caseinolytic mitochondrial matrix peptidase proteolytic subunit
Biological process (GO): protein quality control for misfolded or incompletely synthesized proteins
Cellular component (GO): endopeptidase Clp complex
Molecular function (GO): serine-type endopeptidase activity; ATPase binding; ATP-dependent peptidase activity
Source: RefSeq, a predicted model, not a curated record